Messenger RNA from Lobosporangium transversale, 1061 nucleotides. RefSeq lists its product as hypothetical. The coding region runs from base 20 to 994 and encodes 324 amino acids. The transcript is spliced from 2 exons. The record is from RefSeq and is a predicted model, not a curated record. NCBI's taxonomy places the organism in Eukaryota, Fungi, Mortierellomycota, Mortierellomycetes, Mortierellales, Mortierellaceae.
AAAAAAAAAAAAAAAAAAAAUGCCACAACCUCAGAUAUUAAAGUCUCCCGCGGUACUCUACCCUUUCCAUGGGAUCCAAUAUCUUUCGCAACACAUCCCACAAUUAGGUCCCCAAUUCAUCCGUUCACUCGCUGUCUCGUUCAUCACCACCCUUGCGAUCCUAAUCCCACUCUCUGCACUCACCUAUAAAUUACAACGCCGACUCGUUUGGUCCGUCUUGCGUUUCAUUUUCUCUACUUUUUCUUUUCUGGUCCCGUCUUCGCUUAAAUCUUUAUCCUUUUUGGGCCAUAACCUAACCACAUGGUCAACCCUUUUCCUCACCAUGGGUGAGACCUCUCUCGUCGUCGCCCUGGUCAUGGGUGAGGUCGUUAAAAGAGAGAAAACCAAGAGUCUUUUCAACGCCGUGCUGGUCCAGAACAAUGUCUCGGUCGGUCCCCUAACUACGGUUACUCAUCACCACCCUAUUGCUGAUACGACCCAUACAAAGGAUAAGGACGGUGAGAGCAGUGAUAGUGAUGAUGAUAAUGCCAAGGACAAUGAUAUCAAGUAUAGACAAGAUAGCGCUAGCAAGGAUACAAUCAACGUGGCCAGCACCAACUUGUCCCCACAGGUAACUCAACGUCGUAAACGGGAUGUGAUUAAAUCAGCCUCGGUCGAUUUGGGUCAGCGGAUCCUGCUUUGGUUCGUGACGUUGCCUCUGAAUUUCAUCCCGGUGGUUGGACCUUUGACGUUCUGUUACAUCAAUGCGAAGGCACGUAUUCCAGAUAUCCAUCGACGUUACUUUGAUCUGAAGGAGAUGACAGUGGAUGAGAGAGAGGCCUGGAUCAAGGCACAUCAAAGUGAUUACAGAGCAUUUGCGUUCGUCAGUCAAGCAUUGGAGUUGAUCCCAUUAUUGGGCAUCUUUUUCAGCUUUACCAACACGAUUGGUGCCGCACUUUGGGCCGUAGAGCUGGAGCGAGAUCAAGAGACACUUCGAAAAAGCAAAAGAGAGUAGAUGAUGCUGGGUAUUCCAAGCAUAAACUCGCCAAAAUUUGCAGAUUAAGUACAGUAAUAAAAGUUGU